AUGAGCCUGCGUUUCGUCGUCUUUGCGACAUUGUUUGCUCCGAGUGUAGCCUCAGGCUUUGGAAAUAUGACAGCAGUGGAGUUCUGUCAAAACAGUCUACAUGAGCCACAAAUAAAAUACAGGCAGACGCUGGCAACGUACUUUGGAUUUGCAAGGGUAAAGUAUGGGAAGCUCGAAAAUAUGACGUGGUUUGAGCCGAGAGCGUAUGAAGCUCAACUAUGCUUUUCAGUGAAAACCCCGGAUUGUGUACCCGUUAAUUACACCGAGCAGACUUCAGCUGAAGCCAUUGCCGUAAAAGCAGCUAAGACAUAUGACGCAAGACUGGCAGAGGUUAGUGAUGCUGACAUACUCAAAAACUGGGUACAAAUGUAA
Molecule: messenger RNA, 372 nt
Organism: Cylicocyclus nassatus
Lineage: Eukaryota; Metazoa; Nematoda; Chromadorea; Rhabditida; Strongylidae
Source: the annotation of a GenBank genome assembly